Saccostrea cuccullata (small rock oyster) is the source of this 3640-nucleotide messenger RNA. Its product is annotated as X-linked retinitis pigmentosa GTPase regulator-like. The transcript has 21 exons. The record is from RefSeq and is a predicted model, not a curated record. The coding region runs from base 24 to 2627 and encodes 867 amino acids. Lineage: Eukaryota; Metazoa; Mollusca; Bivalvia; Ostreida; Ostreidae.
GGAAUGUUGUUUAGGAUACAGUAAUGGCGGCCGGGGACGACUCGGAGAUUCCUGAGUCGGGAGCUGUCUUCACGUUCGGGAAGAGUCGAUUUGCGGACAACUUACCAAACAAAUUCUGGGUGAGAGGGGAUAAAGUGAAGUCUGUAGCAUGUGGGGACGAACAUACAGCACUGAUUGCAGAGAGUGGCCGGGUUUUCACAUUUGGGGUCAAUGACUGGGGUCAACUGGGCAUUGAUUCCGUCAAAGUCUCCACAAAACCAGUCUGUGUGAAAAAACUUAAACCAGAGAAAGCUACUGUGGUAGCCUGUGGGAGAAUACACACUCUAGUAGCGACAGAGUCGGGGAGUCUGUAUACAUUUGGUGCUAACGGUGACGGACAGCUGGGUGUAGAGGAUAUUCCCAGCAGUAACUCCCCGAUCAAAGUUGACUGCGAGCCGCGACAAUACAAGGCGCUAGCCGCAGGGGCAGACCACUCCGUGGCUCUCACAGAGGAUGGAGACCUAUAUGUUUGGGGAGGGGGUUGUGAGGGACAGCUUGGUUUGGGAGACACAGAUGAUUAUUCCAAACCCACGCUACUCAAGACAGACAACAAAGUCAUCAGUGUAGCCUGUGGCUACUACCACACGGCUAUUGUCACAGACAAUGGUGAAGUUUUUACUUUUGGAGAGAGUGAUGGAGGGAAACUGGGACUAGGGGACGAAUCUGAGAAAGCACACACACCUCGGAAAGUGGACAUCCCAGAAAGGGCCAAGUCUGUGGCAUGUGGAGGGUCACAUACAGUAGUAUUAACAGAGUGUGGCAAGGUUUACACCUUUGGAGAGGGCAGUAAUGGACAGUUAGGGAACGGGACCAGAAUGUUUGUGUCCCCAUCACCGAUCUGUCUCAAUAUCAAGUUCAAGGUCACUCAGAUAGCUGCCGGGGAAAACCACACAGCCUUAAUAACAGAGAAGGGGCAGUUGUACACUUUUGGGGAUGGUCGCCACGGAAAACUGGGCCUCAGUCAAGACAGCUACUCUAACCAGUACUACCCGAGUAAAUCCGAGCGCUUCAGCAAGUUCAUUGUCACUCAGGUGUCAUGUGGAGGAUGUCACAUGAUCGUGUCAGCACACAUGCGUCUUCAGAAUGGUGACAUAAACAGCGAGUCAGAGGAAGAAGAGGAUGAGAAUGAGAACCUGAACAAAACCAACCUCAAUCACUCCAUCAAGGCCGACGGAUCUGUGGAUUUAGGAGGAAGCUUUGGGGCCCGGGACCGACGACGUCAGGAAUCCAUUAAACGGGCACCAUCAUUAAACCGAACUCUCCCAGCACUCACUAACAACGCAAAAAAUGUGGGCUCUCUAAGCGCAACCCAUCCCCCAAAGCCAUCACCCCUGGCAAAACGACCCCUACCACAGGCAGCUAAACCAGAAGUGAAGAAGGCAGAAUCUGAAGAAGAAUCAGAAGAAGAAUCUGAGGAAAGUGAAGAGGAGGAGGCAGACGCCGCAAAGCUCAACCAUGAACAAAAGUCAGAGACUGAAAGUGAAAGUAAGCCAGUUCCAAAGCCAAGACCAUUACCACGUAAACAUGGAGAGGACGAUGAAGAGGAAACAAAGUCUAUAGAUUCAGAGAAAGAAAAGGAGGUCGAAAAAUCAGAAACAAAGUCUGCUGAAGAGAAGAAAGAGGAAACUGAAGAGGUGAAGAAGGAGUCGGGGGAAAGUGAAGAGGAGAGUGAGGAAGAAGAGAAGAAGCCAGAGAUUAGCCAAUCAGAAGCACCUGCAACUGAAACUAGCCAAUCAGAAUCUCCGGCAGUCGAUGCCAACCAAUCAGCAAUAGAGACUAAAGAAUCUGUUAGUUCAUUGAAAAAAGAGGAAGAAGAGAGUGAGGAGGAGGAGGAGGAAGAAGAGCCUGUCAAAGAAACCACAAAGACUGCCUCCAGGGCUAUGCCUGAGCUUCCCGUUCCAAAACCCAGAGCAACCAAGACAACGGAGAGUGAAGAGGAAGAAGAAGAGGAGGAAGAGAAAGGAAAGAAGAAGGACAAAGAGAAGAAGAAAGACAAGAAAAAAGGCAAGAAAGAUUUAAAAGUGUUUGGUAAGGUGUCCACGGGACUGUCUGAUGAGGAGGAGGAAGAUGAAGAAGAAGACAAGGAAGAAGCAGAGGAAGAAGAGGAACCAGAAGAUGAGGAAGAAGUGAAGGGAGACAAGAAAAAAGACAAAAAGAAAGACAAGAAAAAGGAUAAAAAGGACAAGAAGAAAGACAAGAAGGAUAAGAAAAAAGGAAAGAAGAAGAAAGGAGAGGAAGAUCAGGAGGAAGAAGAGGAGGAAAAAGAAGAAGAUGAAGAAGAGGAGGAGGAUCCUAAAGGGAAGAAAAAAGACAAAAAGAAAGACAAGAAGGACAAAGAUAAGAAGAAAGAUAAAAAGAAGGAUAAAAAAGACAAGAAGAAGAAAAAGAAAGGUGAAGAAGAGGAGGAGGAAAAUGAAGAAGACAAAGAGGAAAUAGAGGAGGAAGGGAGGAAGAGUGGAGAGGAAGAAGAGAAAGAGGAUGAGGAGAAAGAUGGAGAGAAAGAAGAAAAGAAUGAAGAAGAAAAGAAAGAGAAAGAAGCAGCCAAUAAACCCCCGGAAAAGAAGUCAAGAACUUGUACGAUAUUAUGACGAAAAAAUGUGCAGCCUUUUAUGAAAGCUUUGCAAAGAGGGAAAGCUGUCUAAUCCUGCAGGUAGCUGAAUGAUAGCUGAGAAACUGAUGAAAGAAGACAGGAAAUGCUGUAACUGACAUUGCAUAGAACGAAACUGAAUCUAACGAAACUAGAGGGGUAAUAGACAACAAAACUUAGCUCUACUGGAGUUGUGAUAUUUAUAUUAUUUACAUGUUUAUAUGGACUUAUUUAUUAGCUUUUAUUUUAUUUUAAAUGUUAGUUCUAAGUCUGUGAAGUUGAACAAGUCCAACCCUGUUUUACUUAAUAUCUGAGAUGCGUCAAAAUUCCUUAGUAAUGAAAAAAAUCUUAAUCAUGUAGGCAGAGUUUCAUAGGUAGAAUGAAUUACAUGUAUAGCUAUUCCUAAUAUAUAUCAAUUAGGGAAAUGUGAUCCGAAAUUUUUGCACUAAAUCAUCUUGGUGAUUUUGUUUGAAAUUAAUGAUAAUUAUGAUAAAAUUAAUUUCAACAUUGAUUGUAUAGUUAUAAUAUAUAAUCAACAUAGGACCUGAUGACUUGGAAUUUAUUUUUAUUUAUUUAUACCUUUUUUUAUGGUUUACAGAGCUUAUCUUUGGAAUCUCUGGUGAUGUGUCACGUGGCAUUCACUUUAGUCCGUCCAUUAAUUUCUGACAUUAAAAUUAAUCCUCCAUAAUAUUUGUAUUUUAUUAUUAGAUUGUGCUGUAUUAAAUACUUUUGAGUGAAAUAUUAGGCUCUGAAAAUUCGGCAUAAUUCAUAAUUUUUAAGAUAGAUCUAUAUAAUUUAUCAUUUUGGGUAUUUUUUUUUUAUCCUUCAUGUAUACCAGUUCCCUCCAAUAUUAAGUUCAUGACACCAUUCUUGGAACUGUUGAUAACGUGGAAUGUAAUGUGUUUUUGAUGAUCUUUUGUGCUUGAACCAAUGAAAUCAGGGAUUACAUAGGAUGUUUUGGUUCUUAUUAAACAGACUUGAUGAAAUACCAGCACAAAAUUAUUUUCUUGAAGG